Adineta ricciae is the source of this 237-nucleotide messenger RNA. The record is from the annotation of a GenBank genome assembly. NCBI's taxonomy places the organism in Eukaryota, Metazoa, Rotifera, Eurotatoria, Adinetida, Adinetidae.
AUGGGCAAUAGUUUCCCAGAUCGAACAACCCCAUACUCGGAUCCCAUCGGAUCCAAUACAGAAUUUUAUCAGAUCCUACAGGAAUUCGACGGAUCCGAUGAAAUCCUGGUGACGGAAUCGCAUUGGAUUCCGACGGUCUCGGAUCCCUCGUCGGAUCCGAAACAUGGAUUUCCUGGAUUUUCUAAGGUCGGAUCCGGUAAGAUCCGAUCGGAUCCAGCAUCGGAUUUGUUGACCUGA